AUGGGUCGUGGGGGAGAGAGACGAGAGAAGUUAGGGGCGGGGCAGGUCAUCCCUUGGAGUGAGUAGAUCGAGAAACAUUCGUCACGUGAUGACCGAUGGAUCGUUAUUGACGGUCACGUGUACGACGUAACGGAAUGGUCAAAAAAGCAUUCCGGUGGAGCGAGGCUUUUAGGUCACUACGCUGGACAAGACGCUACUGAAGCGUUCGGUGCUUUCCAUACUAAUUUGGACCAUGUGAAGAAGUACCUUAAACCAAUUCAUGUCGGGCCUGUGGAAGGUUACGUGGAUCAUGAAAUGAACAAAGAUUUCAGAAAGUUGAAAGAAACAGCAAUUAGAAUGAAACUGUUUGAACCAAGCUAUGUUUUCUACACGGUUACUUUAGGACAUAUACUUGUUCUCCGUUCAAAUUGA
This is a messenger RNA of Mercenaria mercenaria, 411 nucleotides long. Its product is annotated as acyl-CoA 6-desaturase-like. Gene Ontology annotation, molecular function: oxidoreductase activity, acting on paired donors, with oxidation of a pair of donors resulting in the reduction of molecular oxygen to two molecules of water. Lineage: Eukaryota; Metazoa; Mollusca; Bivalvia; Venerida; Veneridae. The record is from RefSeq and is a predicted model, not a curated record. Gene Ontology annotation, cellular component: membrane. Gene Ontology annotation, biological process: lipid metabolic process.